CGCGAAUUUCAUACAUACAUAUAUAUACAUACAUAACUUAUUUUUAACAUUUUUUCGACCGUGAUGUGCAUUUUCUCUCAUAGUUUUGUGCUUAACCAUGUAAAAUAUAAUUAGCCCGUAGUGUAUAAACAAUAAGAACUAGUGCAAGUAAAGUAAACAUAAUGCCCGCAAAGUAUCUAAACCAUUAAUGUAAAAACGAUAAUCGAUUUCUUAAUAUUAACCACCCAAAACUGUUAAAUUAUAAUCACCAUAGAAAUUAGACGAGCGAUCAAGACACGGACCUGUAGAAGCCACACAUGCAUGAGUGACCACAAACCGUAGGAGACCCCCAAAAAAACCAACCAGCAAACGAUGGCCGCCGAGAAGGAGAUGCAGGCCCACGACAUGGUUCGCCGUCGCAGUUGGGCCCGUGCCGUGGCUCUGUACGACCAGCUGAUUGCCCCCAAUCCCGGCCAGGGGGGAGGAUCGAGGGCCCAGAAGGACCAGCAGAUCGCCUGCCUCCUGGGCCGAUGCGAGUGCCUCCUGGAGCUGGGAAAGUUCGAGGGCUGCCUGGCGGAUGCCUACAAGGUGCUCACGCUGCUCUCCGAGCAAACCGAGUGCCUGGCCAGCGUUUCCAGGGCACGCCGAUGGCUCGUCCACGCCCUCUUCAAGAUGCACAAGUACGGGGAUGCUGAGAUCUUUCUGAGCAAGUGGAUUAACGAGCUGAGCGGCCAGCAGAUAUACUCGGACAUAUCCAAGACCCUUGAGCGUUACAAGUCCAUCAUACAGAUGAUCAUGAAUGGGCAACACAAGGCGCAGGCUUUGAAGAUCCCGCAUGCCCGACUCGAGGACGAGAUGGCCAUACUGGACACCAAGUUGGAUCAUUGGGCCACAAACAACCUGCCGCUGGACAAGUACAGCAAGCUGCUCAGCAACAAGGGCUUGAAGAAGCGCGAGCAGCAACAGCAACAGCAGCAGCAGCAACAACAGCAACAGCAGCAGCAGCAACAGAAUGGCAAUGGAAUCGGCAGCUAUGCAAGCAGCAGCAGUAGCUCCUCCACCGGCAGCAGCAGCACGAUGUCCAGCUCAAGCACAAGUCUCCACAAGACCAACGAUCUGCUGGCGGCCAUGAAGCUCACAGCCGGCAAGCACCAGACGGGAUCAGCGGACGGUUCAGGCUCGGAUCAAGGCGAUCAGACGGCCCCGUCGACAACCUGUAGCUACUGCACCAUCACCUUCCAGACGCGGAACGAGCUGCGACAGCACUGCCAGACGGAGGCCCACCAGAAGGUGAUCAUGAGCGAUGAGGGCCGCGACUGGAAGUGGCGUCCGCCGCCCAGGGGCUACACGCUGGACACCUACUCCCUGUGCGAGACGUUCAGCGAGGCGCACACCUGCCACUACGGCGCCCAGUGCGUGGAGGCCCAUGGCCAGGAUGAGCUGAACGAGUGGAAGGAGCGCUUCGAGUACCGGCGGAUGCGGAUGCAGAAGGCCUGCGAGAAGGAGCUCUACGGCAAGUCGUACACGGAGCAAGUGCUGGAGCGAUGGAUCCAGGCCACGGCACCCGAGCGAAUCAUGUGCGAACGGGUGCCGGAGAUGGAGGCGCGUUGCGAGCAGCAGUUGGUCACCAGCAUCGCCUCGAAGACCUCCAAGCGGGAGUGGCUCUUUCAGCUGGAGACGAAAAGGCCCUUGAAAGCAGUGGCCCUUCUUCAGGAUGCCCAUCGCAAUCACUUUGCACUCAAGUCUAUAAAGAUGUGCAAGCCAACGGAGUCCGGGAUGGAGCUCAAAUCGGAUCAGGAGUGGGUAGCAGCUCAAACGGAGAGCACCGGCGAGGAAGCGGCCACCUGGAACCACGAAAUCACAGUAGAGUUUCACACCGAAAUCUAUGGAACCUUUCGCCAAGCCAUCUGCUUCGAUGUGGGCCAGGAACCUUUGCUCGUGCGGCAUCUCUGCGUAGAUGUGUUGCCCGUGAACGAUGCGGAGAAGAUCGAGGAGAUCAAAAGGGACAUAAUCAACAGUUCUGCCACCCGAUGGGAUGUGGCCAAUACGCAGCUGACACGUUUUGAAACCACAAUAGGCACCCAUCUGAAGACGGAGGCGUAUCUCAGCGAUCUGGAGCACGAGCGGGAGCUGCUGGAGAGGUAUCCAUGCCCCAGGGCGGCCACCUUUACGCUGACCCAGUCGACGAUUGUGGAGAAGCGGCUGACGCAGAACAACUACCGAUCGCGCAUCCAUGAGCUGCUGUCCGUGGAGGAGAUUGCCCGCUACGAGCAGAUAGCCAGGUAUAAUGUGAGAACUCGGCUCACAGUGGCAUCGAAUUAUAUUCUCACCCCAGCGGGAAUGGCCACCAGUACGGCGAAAUAUUCCCUGGCCGGUGAACUGUUUGCUCUAAUGCGUUUGGGCAAGGAUAUCUCGGAGGACACAUCCCCAGGACGUUUGAUACUCUCCAACUGCAGCAGUGUGUAUAUCUCGAAGCCAGAGGAACCGGAUGCCAAAGCGGAUCCAUCGAAUCGCGCCGUUUACGAGGCGCUGAUCGAGGACAAGGGCAAAAAUGUGAUUUACUUGAAGCUAUCAGCGAAAUGCGUGGAGGCAAUGGCUCUGCAGGCGGACACCGAACUGGAGGUGGAUAUACAAUUCCAGCUGAAUCGAAUGCCCUACUGCGAGUGGCACAAUGCAGUGGAUAAGAUCACCGAUUUCCGGCUCAUCUUUCCGGCCACCGAACUGGAACCGAGUAUUCCCUGGACACCCAAGAAGCAGUGGGCCGAUGCCUGUGAGCCCAAGUUGAAUGCCAAGCAAAGGGAGGCGGUGAAUGCCAUCACCACGGCGCUAAGCAUUAAGUUGCCGCCCAUUCUGCUGAUUGGACCCUUUGGCACGGGAAAGACCUACACACUGGCGCAGGCCAUCAAGCAACUGUUGGCGCAACCGGAGGCCAAGAUCCUGAUCUGCACGCACUCGAAUUCGGCCGCCGAUCUGUACAUCAAGGAGUACCUGCAUCCGUGGAUCGAGGAGGGCCUGGAGGAGGCCACACCGCUGCGUGUUUACUACCACAAAAGGUGGUCGGCCACCGUGAAUAGUGUGGUGCAAAAGUACUGCAUCACCGAUGGCGUGGGCAACUUCAAGCGGCCCACGGUGGAGGACAUCAUGCGGCAUAGAAUAGUCGUCGUUACCCUGAGCAUCAGCAUGGAAUUGGCCACUUUGGGCCUGCCCAAGGGUUUAUUUACCCACAUCUUCCUGGACGAGGCGGCUCAGGCCAUGGAAUGCGAGGCCAUUAUGCCGCUCGCGCUGGCAAAUGAUUCUACAAGGAUCGUUUUGGCCGGAGAUCACAUGCAGAUGAGUCCGGAGCUCUUCUCCGCCUUUGCCAAGGAACGCAAGCUGCAUAUUUCGCUUCUGGAACGGCUGUACGAUCACUAUCCCUCCAACUUUCCCUGCAAGAUUCUGCUGUGCGAGAAUUAUCGAGCACACGAGGCCAUCAUCCGUUUCACCUCGGAGCUUUUCUACGAACAAAAGCUGGUGGCUUCUGGGAAACAACCAAGGCACGAGCGGUUUUAUCCUCUGACCUUCUUUACCACGCGAGGAGAGGAUGUUCAGGAUAAAAACUCAACUGCUUUUUACAAUAAUGCCGAGGUUUACGAGGUGGUGGAAAGGGUUUCCGAGCUGCGGAAGCGCUGGCCAAGUGCCUGGGGUAAACUGAACGAUACGAGCAUCGGGAUAAUGACUCCCUACGCGGAUCAGGUGUUUCGCAUACGUUCGGAGCUGAGGAAACGCCGCAUGGGCGGAAUAUCGGUGGAGCGAGUGCUCAAUGUGCAGGGCAAACAGUUUCGAGCGGUGUUCCUUUCGACGGUGCGAACUAGGCGCACCUGCAUGCCCCAAGGAAGCGCGCCGGGAGCAGCCUCCUCGGCCAGCAUUGGCGAUGCCGAUACGGACUAUGGGUUCCUGAGCAACUCGAAGCUCCUCAACACUGCAAUUACGAGAGCUCAAUCGCUGGUCGCUGUGGUGGGUGAUCCCGUGGCCCUGUGCUCCAUUGGCCGCUGCCGAAAGGUGUGGGAGCGCUUCAUCGAGAUCUGCGACGAGCACAAGUCUCUGUUUGGCCUGACCUGGUCCAAUCUGCGCUCGCAAUUGGAUGGCGUGGAGCUGAAGCGUGGCUAUGUGCUGAAUCCCCUGGCGCCGGAAUUUGUGCCACGUUCCCUGCAACCGGAGGCGUAUCUGCGGGAGCAGGCUGCUUUGUAUCUAAAUGGACCACAGCAUGGUGGCCAUGGUGGUCAUGGGCCACCUGGUCCUCCUCCCCAUUUCGCCACUGCAGCUGGGAUGCUGGGUCCCGGACCGGCGGCGGCCACUGCCCACCAGAUGAAUCAAAUGGCCGCCGCCAUGGCCAAUCAGCAGAUCAUCAAUAGCUCCAUCAACAUGUACUCCACCCAAUGGGCGGCGAUGAUGGCCGCUGCAGCAGCCGUGGGUGGCAAGUCUGGAAAUGGUCCUGGACCAGGAAGUGGAGGAGGAGGAGGACCCGGUCCUGGGCCAGGACCACCUCCACACUUUGGAGGCGGCGGCGGUAAUGGACACAUGGGAAUGCGAGGACCACCGGCGCCGCAUUUGCGGGGAAUGCCACCCGGUGGACCGCCGCCACCCGCACAGCCGCCAGGCGGAGGAGGAGGAGGAGGAGGUGGUCCACCACCACCCUAUGGACAAUAUCCAGCCAUGCAGCACUGGCGGCCGCCGCAGCAGGGACAAAAUCAACAGCAGCAACAGAAUCCGAAUGCCAGUCUGUGGGGCCCGCCGCCGCAAACGAAUCCCUGGAGUGUGCUGCCGCCCAGCAAGCAGCCACAGCCGCCGCAGCCGCCGCCGGUGAGUGCACCUGGACGCGGACCAGGUCCCUUGCCACCGCCGCCACUCAAUGCCAAUCCUUCGCUGCCCCUGAGAGGUGGCAGUGUGCCGCCACCGCCGCCAAACGGUGGAGCCGCCGCGCAGCUACUGAGGAAUCCCAGCGAACUGGGCUAUCUGGCCAAGAAGACUUUGUACAACCAUGGCCAGGCGCCGCCGCAUCAUCAGCUCUAUGGGCCAGGACCACCGCCGCCGCCAUCGCAGCAGCAGCAGCAGCAACCACAACCACCGAUGGGAAUGCAGCGGGGCAGCAGUGUGCCGAAUGGACCCAUGUCGCCCAUGGAGAACGGACCACCGCCGCCUCCUUAUCUGCGGCACAAUGGAAGUGGCUACAAUCCUGGAGCACCGCCACCGCCGCCGCAGCAGCAGCAGCAACAGCAGCAGCCACCGCCACCCAAUCCUUUUAUGUAUGCCGGCAAGCAACCCUCGCCGAGUUCCAUGCGUUUUGGUCCACUGACCCACGAGCUGCUGCCGCCCAAUGUGAGCAUCUAUGAAAUGGCUUUCAAUCCCAAGGAAGAGCAGUACAAGUGGUACCUUAAGCUACUCGAAACUGUGGGUCAGGAGGGAGCCAACAAGUUUGCGGACAUGCUGCGCCAGGUGAUGGCCACGCUGCAGCAACAGCAGCAGCACAAGCCGCCGCAGCAGCAGAUGGUCAACAAUCCGAUGCUCAACAAUCCGCAUGUGCAACGACCGCAGUAUCCCAUGAUGUAUCCACAGAAUCAACAGCAGCAGCAGCAGCAGCCGCCGCAGCAAUCAGUGGACGCCUCACCGCCGCUAGAAAACUUCAAUCAGCAGAUCGACUUGGUCUUCAACUCGAUUAUGAACGGAGCCAAUGACAUAGCACAGCCCAUACUGCGAGAUGUUCUGGGAAUGGUGGCUGGCACGGGAAAUCCUGCUGGUCCACCACUUAGCAAUGGUUUGAACGGAGCGGAUCUACAGCAGCAACAGCAACAGCAGAGCCGUCUGUUUGCCAUGAUGCAGCAGCAGCAACAGCAGCAGCAGCAACAACAGCAGCAACAACAGCAGGCGAAGCCUCCUCCAGGUCCCGGGCCACUGUAUCCCAAUCAUUUGGGACCUGGUCUGCAUCAGGCGCCGCCCAAUGGCGGUGGGAAUAACCUAGGCGGCAUUGGAAACACCAACUUUAUGGGAAAUGCUGGCAAUGCUCUGCUGAAUGACAAGCCCUACAACAACCUGAACAUGCACAACAACGUGGGCGUGAACAACGCAGGCAUCGGCGGUCACAACAACAAUAACAACAACAACAAUGGAAUGCUGAGCAAUGGCAACAACUCGGUGCCGCUGUAUAGAAGACAAGCGCUCGCAGGGAAUGGAAUUGGAGGCGGAAACGGCGGCUACAACAACAUGCAUGGAAUGGACGCUGGGGCCAAUUUGAUAGAGGCACUCUUUCAGGCCAACAACUCGGUGGUGGAUCACUCGGUCAAGUCAUCGGAUCACAUGCACGGCCUGCUGUACAACAAUUUUAAUACGCUGAAGGGCGGCGGCCACGACGUGGAUCUGUUUCAGGCCAUGGCGCCCAGUGUGCCGCACUCGGAGGCGGCCAAUCAUCACCAGCAGUCCUCCGGCUCGUCGGCGGCAACCACAUAUGCGGCUGUGCUGAGCCAGGGACCCCAGGCGGUGGUUGGCGGAGGAGGCGGACCUCCCUCGGGACAGUCGCAGGCGCAGGUGGGCGUGGCAGGAGCGGGGGCGGGCGGAGGAGGAAAAGGCGCGCAAGCCGGAAGCGAUCUCCUCGAGAAGGAUCCGUUUGCGGCCAUCCGGGAAUUGGGACAGGCCACGACCGGAUUCUACAACUACUUUCAGUGAGAUGCACAUCUCCUGCUGUGGCAUCAAAGGGUCUUAAUCUAAAAACGAAAAGCAAAAAAACAAAAAAAACAACAAACAAAAAAAAAAACAGAAAAUUAACAACAAAAAAAAAAUUGCAAAAUUCUUAGCUGAACAAAAAAAAACGUAAAAAAUGCCCCAGACAAUGGGAAAAACGGAAGAGAAAAACGAAAAAGAACUGCUUCUUAAUUAUAGUUGCCCCUAUCCUUAUUUUUGCUUUCAUUUAAAUUGCAAAUUAUUUAAUUACGGUAGCCUUAAGUUGAACGUGUGAAUUAUUAUAAUUAAUUAAUAAUAUACAUACAUACCUAUUUAGUUAAUGUUUAGUGGUUACUAAAGCUCGCCCAAAUGCCGCAGCAGGAACUGGUUGAAGUUCACCCCCCUGACCUCCCGCCCCGCCCCUUUGUUACGCCCCUCAAAAGCCCAAGGACGUCUCAGGCGCCUCCAUCGGUUCGCAGCAUCCAACGGGUUGCUCUGAGCAGCCCCGAAAAAAUAAAUAUAAACGCCUACACAAGAAAACCUUAUCGAUAGACUCUUGAAACAUACAAAAAAAAAAAGUAAGAAAAAAGUUAAAAAAAAAACAAACAAACACAUUUAAAACCCACAAAAAAAUGAAAUUAUUAUGUAAUAACUAUAAACUGCAAAAUGCAUAGUUAGCUUUAGAUGUAAGAUUAUUCAAAAAAAAAAAAAAAAAAUUGUAUUGUACAUUUUUUCUAUUUUUAGUGCGUAGCCUAUAUGCUACGUAAACCCUCGGUUCGUUUCUACCUUUAAUUUCUCAGUUAUAAAUUUCGAUUUUGUACAGGAGUUGACUAUUUAAAACAAAACAAAAAAAAAACAACAAAUAUUAACAAAACCCAUUAAAACUGAAAAUUUGUCACGCACUCAAAUACAUAAAUUAUUAUCCUUAUUAACUGUAACUUCAGAUUAUAUACCUAUUAUAUAUAUUUAAUGGCUAUAAGGGAUAUGAACAUUUUUGUGUGCGAAUUAAACAUACUUACCUACAUACGAACAUAUAUAUAAUAUGCAUAUAAAUAUUUAAAUUUGUGCACGAGUUAUUUGUUCCUUUGCCCAUCAAAAAUUGUCGAUGCGUGUGUAAAUUAUAUUACUAUUGUUGGCCGCCCCCGAAUUUGCAGCAAUCGCCCCGAAAUCCCCGAAUCCCCAAAAAAUCCCCACCCCCCACUCAUCGUUUAGUCCGUUCUGACGACUGGUAAAUGUAAAACAUACAAAAGAGAAAUGCAAACAAAAAAUAUAAGAAUUUUUCGAUAAGAGUAUUUAACCGAUCUUUGAGUUUUAUCGUAGUAUUUUGGCUAGCGACUUGGAUAGCAUAAACAUAUUAACUUUAUAUAACUGUAAUUAUUUAACCAAUGUAUCGCGUAACAAACUAAAAAGCGGAAAGAAAAAAGAACGAAAAUUACAUUUAAUAAACAAGAAAUUGUACUUUUAAUAACCCCCCUCCACUCAUGUCAUUUGUUAAACGAUCUUCUAGGAAAUACAUUGCAUACCUACACGAA
Drosophila takahashii is the source of this 8201-nucleotide messenger RNA. It is a transcript of the gene Helz, whose product is annotated as Helicase with zinc finger. Gene Ontology annotation, cellular component: cytosol; P granule. Lineage: Eukaryota; Metazoa; Arthropoda; Insecta; Diptera; Drosophilidae. Gene Ontology annotation, biological process: regulatory ncRNA-mediated post-transcriptional gene silencing. Gene Ontology annotation, molecular function: metal ion binding; protein binding; helicase activity. The record is from RefSeq and is a predicted model, not a curated record.